Molecule: messenger RNA, 924 nt
Organism: Oncorhynchus masou masou (cherry salmon)
Lineage: Eukaryota; Metazoa; Chordata; Actinopteri; Salmoniformes; Salmonidae
Gene: cln6b
Product: CLN6 transmembrane ER protein b
Exons: 8
Coding region: 1-924 (307 amino acids)
Biological process (GO): lysosome organization
Cellular component (GO): membrane; endoplasmic reticulum
Source: RefSeq, a predicted model, not a curated record
AUGCACGCGUCGAUGCGGAAACGGCAGAGCUAUGCUAUGCAGUCGUCAACUUUUCUCUCUAGGCAUGGGUCCAGAGACAUGGACUCAUCUCUGCUGAAGCCCAAGUUCCACCUGGACCUGUGGGUCAGUUUCACCAUCCAGAACUGGCUGCUGGACUUCGGGAGGCCCAUUGUCAUGAUCAUCCUCCCUCUAGAGUGGUUCCCCCUGAACAGACCCAGUGCUGGGGACUACUUCCACAUGGCUUACAACAUCAUCACACCCUUCCUGCUUCUCAAGCUGAUCGAGCGUAGCCCCAAGACCCUGCCCCACGCCGCCGUGUACCUGUGCAUCAUCACCUUUGUGAUGGGCGCCAGCAUUCACCUGGUGGGUGACUCCAUUAACCAUCGCCUCCUGUUGAGUGGUUACCAGCUCCACUUGUCUGUCAGAGAGAACCCCAUCAUCAAGAACCUCCAGCCUGCCUCUCUGAUAGAUUCCUUUGAGCUACUUUACUAUUAUGAUGAAAAGCUUGGCCAUUCUAUGUGGUAUGUUCCCUUCUUCCUCAUCCACUUCCUCUACUUCACUGGUUGCUUCACACACAUCAAGGAGGAGAAGAGGAUGCCGCUCGCUGCUUGGUUUCUUCUCGCUCCCAGCGCCGUCUACUAUUGGUACCUGAUCACAGAGGGCCAGAUCUUCAUCCUCUUCAUCUUCACCUUCUUUGCCAUGACGGCCACAGUGAUGCACCAGAAACGUAAAGGCUUUGUCCCUGAUAGCAAUGGGCUCUUCCUGCUCUACAGUUUCUCCAUCGCCCUGGGUCUGGUCAGCAUCUGGGUGGCUUGUCUCUGGAGCGACCAGGUCCUCCGCAAGAAAUACCGCGGGGUCAUCUACAUACCGGAGCCUUGGGCCUUCUACACUCUGCACAUCAGAGACAAGGGGGCAUCAGCUUGA